Messenger RNA from Fundulus heteroclitus (mummichog), 1798 nucleotides. RefSeq names its product RAB guanine nucleotide exchange factor (GEF) 1 (gene rabgef1). Bases 161 to 1798 code for a protein of 545 amino acids. Lineage: Eukaryota; Metazoa; Chordata; Actinopteri; Cyprinodontiformes; Fundulidae. The transcript has 8 exons. Gene Ontology annotation, molecular function: guanyl-nucleotide exchange factor activity; DNA binding; small GTPase binding. The record is from RefSeq and is a predicted model, not a curated record. Gene Ontology annotation, biological process: vesicle-mediated transport. Gene Ontology annotation, cellular component: cytosol; endocytic vesicle.
CGCACCUUUGGAGCGUCAAACCGUCAUCGAGCAGAGACGCAGAGGAGGUUGUUCCUGGUUCUCGUCGGUGAAAACCUAACAGGUCGGCCAGCAUUAUGAGUCAGCGGACGGAGCGGCGGGGCAUACAUGUGGACCAAUCAGACCUGCUGUGCAAAAAGGGAUGCGGUUACUAUGGGAACGCAGCGUGGCAGGGCCUGUGCUCCAAGUGCUGGAGGGAGGAGUACCAGCGGGUGCGGCAGAAGCAGAUCCAGGACGACUGGGCCUUGGCAGAAAAGUAAGGCCAGCUGCUGCUGCUGCGUUUGGCGCCUCACUGAAACCUCCCAGAGGGGAAAAAAAACCUCUAAGCAUGCCGAGCGUCUCUAUAUCUGAACCGCUUAACUUUGCUCACACACUAAAACAGAACGCUGGUCGGUUCCCCUCUCAUCCCCUGACGCCCCUUAACCCGUUCUUGUUCUGCAGGUUGCAGAGAGAAGAGGAGGAGGCGUACGCCAGCAGUCAUUCGGUGCGGGACCCCCAGUCGGCUGCGGGACACGCCGCCCUCGCCCCCUUCUCCAAGUUCGAGGAGAAGAAAACCAACGAGAAGACUCGCAAAGUGACGACCGUUAAGAAGUUCUUCAGCCCCUCGUCGCGAACCUCUUCCAAGAAAGAAUCCCCGGAGGGAAAGACGCCAAGUCCGUCGAUCAGCCGCCACGCGAGCUUCGAUACGGACCAAGUGUCCAAGGACUUUGUGGAGUUCCUGAAGAACCUUCACAAACCCGGCCGAGAGAUCCACAAGCAGUGCCGGGCCUUCCUCAUGAACAUGUCGAGCAAGAAGGACCUGGGUGCCGAUGAGCUGUCGGAGUGUGUUCAGGAUUUCUACCAGAGCUUGGCGGACCGCCUGACGGGUCACUUUAAAGGCUCCUCGGAGUCGGUGGAGCAGGUGAUGGACCAGGUGGAGAAGUACAUCAUGACCCGUCUGUAUAAGAGCGUCUUCUGUCCAGAAACAACUGAUGAUGAGAAGAAGGACCUGGCCAUACAGCACAGAAUAAGGGCUUUGCACUGGGUGACCAUCCAGAUGCUGUGUGUGUCCAUGGACGAAGAAAUCCCCGAAGUCUCAGAGAAUGUGCUCAAAGCCAUAACAGAUGUCAUUGAGAUGGACUCUAAGAGGGUACCCCGGGACAAACUGGCCUGCAUCACCCGCUGCAGUAAACACAUCUUCAGCGCCAUCAGGAUCACUAAGAAUGAGCCCGCCUCCGCCGACGACUUUCUCCCUGCGCUCAUUUACAUCGUGCUCAAGGCGAACCCUCCCCGGCUUCAGUCCAACAUCCAAUACAUCACACGAUUCUGCAACCCCAGCAGGCUGAUGACCGGAGAGGACGGAUACUACUUCACCAACCUGUGCUGUGCAGUGGCCUUCAUCGAGAAGCUAGACGCUCAGUCCCUCAACCUUUCCCCGGAGGAGUUUGAGCGCUACAUGUCGGGUCAGGCUUCGCCCCGGUUCAGCAGCUCCGAGGGCGACUGGCCCGACGGCGCUCAGGGAGUCGGCGUGGCCGUCACCAACCCCGCCCUGGCCCAGCUCAACCACAACCUGGAGCUGCUGUCGGGUCUGUGCAGCCGCCAGGAGGCCGUGAUGGAGGCUGCUCAGAGCCUCCAGGCCGACCUGCUCUCCUGGUCUGAGAGUGUCCAGCGGGAGGUGCGCGACAUCCUGGAGAAAUAUCCUCUGGAGAUCAAGUCCUCCAAGGUGUCCGCCAUCGAUACCAACAACGUCGACAACGAAAACCUGCCGUCACCCAUCAAACCCCAGGUGUUUGCCGGUUAG